Tachyglossus aculeatus (Australian echidna) is the source of this 1110-nucleotide messenger RNA. RefSeq names its product dopamine receptor D4 (gene DRD4). The transcript has 7 exons. Gene Ontology annotation, molecular function: dopamine neurotransmitter receptor activity, coupled via Gi/Go; G protein-coupled receptor activity. Gene Ontology annotation, biological process: adenylate cyclase-activating adrenergic receptor signaling pathway; adenylate cyclase-inhibiting dopamine receptor signaling pathway. Lineage: Eukaryota; Metazoa; Chordata; Mammalia; Monotremata; Tachyglossidae. Gene Ontology annotation, cellular component: plasma membrane. The record is from RefSeq and is a predicted model, not a curated record. Bases 1 to 1110 code for a protein of 369 amino acids.
AUGGCGUCGGAAUGGACCAGCGGCCGGAGAACCGGGAAGGGCCGGGAAGAGCCGGGAAGGGCCGGGAAGAGCAGGGAACCAGGGGCCGGGGAGGAGCUGGGACCGGUGGGGAGGGGUCGUCGGGGGUCCAGGGGAAAGUGGGAAGGGGGCUCCGGGAGUCCAGGGGCAGGUGGGGCGCUGUUGGCCGGGGGCCUGCUGAUCGCCUGGGUGCUGUCGGGGAACGCGCUGGUGUGUGCGAGCGUGGCUUCGGAGCGCGCCCUGCGGACCCCCACCAACCGCUUCAUCGUCAGCCUGGCCCUGGCCGACCUCCUCCUCGCCCUCCUCGUCCUGCCGCUCUUCGUCUACUCCCAGUUCCAAGGUGGGGUGUGGACCCUGAGCACGUGGCUCUGUGAUGCGCUGAUGGCCAUGGACGUGAUGCUCUGCACGGCCUCCAUCUUCAACCUCUGCGCCAUCAGCGUGGACAGGUUCAUCGCCGUGUCGGUCCCCCUCAACUACAACCGGCGGCAGAUGGACGGUCGCCAGGCCGUGCUGCUGGGCACGCCCUGGGCCCUGUCCCUGGCGGUGGCCGCCCCGGUGCUGCUGGGCCUCAACGACCGGGCCGGACGGGAUCCGCGGCGGUGCCAGCUGGAAGACCGGGAUUAUGUCAUCUACUCCUCCGUCUGCUCCUUCUUCGUGCCCUGCCCGCUCCUGCUCCUCCUCUACUGCGCCAUGUUCCGCGGCCUACGCCGCUGGGAGGAGGCGCGAAGAGCCAAGCUCCGCUCCGGCCUGGGCGCUUCCCGCCGGCCCGGGCACCCUCCGCCCGCCAGCCCCAUCCGCACCGUGUGCCGCCCGGCCCCGACGCCCGGAAAGCGGGCCAAGAUCACCAGGCGGGAGAGGAAAGCCAUGCGCGUGCUCCCCGUCGUCGUCGGGGCCUUCCUGUUGUGCUGGACGCCCUUCUUCGUGGUGCACAUCACACGGGUCUUGUGCGUGUCCUGCACCAUUCCGGGCCAACUGGUCAGCACCGUCACAUGGCUCGGCUAUGUCAACAGCGCUCUCAACCCCAUCAUCUACACCGUCUUCAACGCCGAGUUCAGGAACUAUUUCCGCAGAGCGCUGCGUCUGUCCUGCUAG